Messenger RNA from Ornithodoros turicata, 1389 nucleotides. RefSeq lists its product as uncharacterized. The transcript has 10 exons. The record is from RefSeq and is a predicted model, not a curated record. The coding region runs from base 1 to 1389 and encodes 462 amino acids. Lineage: Eukaryota; Metazoa; Arthropoda; Arachnida; Ixodida; Argasidae.
AUGAGACGCCCUCAAUCCCCUCAAUACUGCGACGAACGGCGGGCGCCGUUCGCCCUUCUUUUCACUGUUUUCGGCUGGACCUACUUUCAGUGGAAGACGUCUCCGAAACAGCUCGACAUCUCGGCCACACAGUUUUGCUACGCUGGCGAAUGUUCGUUGUCUGUGUCCGUAGUCAUGCCGUGCGCUGUGCCGGGAUGCGACAGCAACAUUCGAGUAUGUAGUCUGCACUUCAGUCAGGACGACUACGAAUCUCCGCCAAGCAUCGUGAAAUCUAUCGGCGUCAGUUUCCGGGUCUUCCUCAAGCGUGGUGUCACCCCGUCACAGAAUCUGCCAGGCAGCAGCGAGUCGAGGAAAAGACAGAGAUUGGACGCCGGCGAUGUACCACUUGCUGCUGAUGAAACUAUCGGCGCGAGGACGAUUGAGCCAGUUGUCGGCCAACCGGGGUUGACAGAUCACGGUCAGACAGUUUGCCGUACAGACGUGGCGCAUCCCACGGUACCCGUUGCUGAACGCGAGGUCCCUUUGGCGACUUUGACUGACUCCACAGACACUAUAUCUCAAUCGCAAAUCACUGGCAGCAACGACAGCAACUGCAGUGCAGCGAAUGAAACAGGAUAUGACAGCUACACAGAUGAAGGCACAGAUAUUCCACACGAUCCUCAACCGUCACAGAAGAGCGUUGGUACACAGGCACAAGGUCCUGUGAAGGUGACCAGAGGUGUACAGACAUGCAGGCAAAAGGGACAUUCAAAGGGCAGCCAAGCCAGCCUUGAUGCAAGGCCAAUGAAAUCUGUUGGCGUACAAGCUGACCUCAUGUGCAACUCGUCUGCAAAUGAGAAACGUGCUAGAUCACUCUCUCCCAUCCGUUUGCGUUCCUCGACGCCACUCACUGGUGACACAGCACCUGCAAUGGACAGUAUUACCAGUGAGGAGGACCUGUCAAUGGCACAAUGUCCAGAUGAUCCAUCGUAUACACCAACCCUUGACAGCACAGUACUGAGCACAAUGCUUGACCCUUCUCCUCACGAAGACAACAAGUAUAUUGUCUUUGAGAGCGAGUUGAGAAAGCUCUUUCAGACUUGCCCCACAUGUCUACAGCGGUGUGAGGCAGCAUUCACUUCGAAAGGAACACUCCUUCGGGUCACAUAUUCGUGCAAGGAUGGCCACGAGAGAAUAUGGGAGAGCCAGCCCUAUAUUGGCAACAAGCCAGCUGGGAAUGUUCUUUUGUCAGCAGCAAUGCUCUUCAGCGGGUCAAACCCUAUUCCGACACUCAGGAUGCUGGACCUAAUGAAUAUCAAGGUCUUCUGUGAGCAGACCUAUUUCAACUACCAAAGGGGCUACUUAUUGCCAGCUAUUGAACAAGUAAGUCAGUUAGCAAAGCCAGAGUGA